This is a messenger RNA of Penaeus monodon (black tiger shrimp), 2473 nucleotides long. Its product is annotated as mucin-5AC-like. NCBI's taxonomy places the organism in Eukaryota, Metazoa, Arthropoda, Malacostraca, Decapoda, Penaeidae. The record is from RefSeq and is a predicted model, not a curated record. The transcript has 2 exons. Bases 20 to 2473 code for a protein of 817 amino acids.
AAUAAUAAUAAAAUGAAAAAUGAAAUUGUACAUUCAAUCUUCUAUUCCUCCUGAUUGGAAAAGCAAUCUCUUUAUUUACAUACUCUUGGCAGGUUCGACUCCAGCGAGCACCGCCUCAAUGAUUUCAACGGAAACGGAUGCAAUACUACCCACAACCACAGAUCUGGCUACAAACUCCACUGAGAAAUCGCUAGAAACAGUUACCUUACCUGAAACAUCGACCAUUGAAGGGGAAACUAUAUUUGAAACAGUGACGCUUCCUGAAACAUCGACCAUUGAAGGGGAAACUAUAUUUGAAACAGUGACGCUUCCUGAAACAUCGACCGUUGAAGGGGAAACUAUAUUUGAAACAGUGACGCUUCCUGAAACAUCGACCGUUGAAGGGGAAACUGUCUUUGAAACAGUGACGCUUCCGGAAACAUCGACCAUUGAAGGGGAAACUGUCUUUGAAACAGUGACGCUUCCUGAAACAUCGACCAUUGAAGGAGAAACUGUCUUUGAAACAGUGACGCUUCCUGAAACAUCGACCGUUGAAGGAGAAACUCUCUUUGAAACAGUGACGCUUCUUGAAGCAUCAACCACUGACGCAGAUAUUUUCUUUGAAACAGUAACGGUUCCUGAAUCCACUCGUUCUCCAGGAACACCUACAAUGCCCCCAUCUUCACCAACAGCACCUGCAGCAACAACUGUUUUGACAGAACUGGAACAAAGGAAGAAACAACUGGAAGAGGAGGUGAAACAGCUUCGAUCUGCAAUUGCUGCCAACAACGCAACCGCCAGUGCUCUUGCAGAAACGGAAGCAGCGUUGCAGCGAGUCAUUGAUGCCAUAAGUAAUAGUGGGAGGCACAAGAGGAGAAGACGAUCCCCUACUUAUGCUGUCAACCAAGGUGACGACACUGUGACAGUCGAUCCAUAUUGUGAGGUAAAUGAGGACAAUGCCUUAACUGGGGACCCGACAGAUCUGCUUCUUACAAUGAUCAAUGAUCUCUCCACCAAGCUAUCCAACCUCACAACCGACCAAAUCACCUGUUUCAAUGAACUCAUUGGUCAUUUUGCCACACUCAUAGAGAAUGGAACCUUCGUCAUCGAUUCUAGUGUAGUCGCCAAUAUUACAGCCGCUGCAGAGGCAGCAAGUAGCGCCGUAGGAGAACAGGUAGAGUCUUUAGAGACCCUCAUUUCGAAUCUACAGGCGCAGGUAGAGGAAAAAAUUGCCGCACUCAAUGAACUGGAGAGUGAUCCUACGUCUACAGCAGCUUCGACAGAGACCGAUACUAUCUCUGAGACUUCAACUAUCGUAACAGAAACUGUUUUUGAAACAAUUACGUUACCUGAAACAACGACCAUUGAAACAGAAAUUGAAACAUCGACUAUAAUUUUGCCUGAAACAUCGACACUUGAGACAGAGACUGCUUUUGAAACAAUUACCUUACCUGAAACAUCGACAAUAAUUUUGCCUGAAACAUCGACAAUAAUUUUACCUGAAACAUCGACAAUUGAAACAGAAACUAUUUUUGAAACUGUUACCGUACCUGAAACAUCGACAAUAAUUUUGCCUGAAACAUCGACAAUUGAAACAGAAACUGUUUUUGAAACUGUUACCGUACCUGAAACAUCGACAAUAAUUUUACCUGAAACAUCGACAAUUGAAACAGAAACUAUUUUUGAAACUGUUACCGUACCUGAAACAUCGACAAUAAUUUUACCUGAAACAUCGACAGUUGAAACAGAAACUAUUUUUGAAACUGUUACGUUACCCGAAACAACGACCAUUGAAACUGAAACUGUUUUUGAAACAAUUACCUUGCCUGAAACAUCGACUUCUAAAAUAGAAUAUGAAACUUCUGAAACACCUGAAACACAAACUGCUCUCGAAACAGUUAUCCAGCCUGAAACACCGACCCCUGAGCCGCCUGGUCCCGCACCUACCACAGAAGAGAGCAGCGACCGCGAGACCGAGCUUCGGAACCAGAUCGCAGAGCUGAGUCAGAGAACAGGUAACCUUGAAGACGCAGACGAGUCUCUCAGCGAUUUCAACACCGCCGUUGCAAAUACAAGAAAGCGCCGUUCUGCUUCGUUUGCCAUCAGUGAGGACGGUCAGGAUAUCACUAUCGACCCUUACUGCGGCGUCAAUAGCGAGGACAGCCUGGCUGGCAAUACGUCAUCUGUGCUUUUGGCAGUGCUGACUGAUCUUUCAGAAGAGGUGUCCAAUCUCACGACAGACCAGAUCAGCUGCUUCAGUCAACUCUUUGAAAAAUUCACUGCAUUCAUAGAGAAUGGGACUAUCACCAUCGACCCUCUGUUUAAGAGUAGUAUUAUUAAUGCUGUAAAUGCUGCACGUGAAGCUGUGGGAGAAGAGCUUUCCGACGUUCAGGCUCUCUUAGCUGACCUGCAGGAAGAACUAGACGCUCUGACUGGGGGAACAACAACCUGGAAACAACGAAUAGUCAUAUUUUUACAAGUCAGUCAGAUGUAG